UAAGAUAGAACUCUCCAAAUUUGCCUCCUCCAUACAACCAAUAUUGAAUCCCCUUUAUAAAUAUACAUCCCCAAUCUUCACUAAUUCCUACCUCACUUCUAUUUUUAAAAUCUCUUCUAUUUCUCAUAACACACACAUACACGAAAAAAAAUGGCUUUAACACCUUGCUCUUCAACUUCUUUUAUCAAUAAAAAAGAAAGAAAAAAUUAUAGAACACAUGAUGAUAUCUCAAGCAUGAUUUGCUUUGCCAAAAUGAAUCCACCAUCAUGCAAUCUCAAAGCAAAAAGUUCCAAUCAAGAUGUUCAAUUCUUGGCUCCCAAUAUGGAAGAAAGAGAGAAGCUCCAUGGGCUCUCAAGUAGCACUCAUAGCAACAAUAGUAGCACAAAAGUGCCUGUUUUUGUGAUGUUACCACUUGACACUAUAGCAAUUGGAGGCAACUUGAAUAAGCCAAGAGCUAUGAAUGCAAGUUUGAUGGCAUUAAAAAGUGCUGGAGUUGAAGGAGUAAUGGUGGAUUGUUGGUGGGGUUUGGUUGAAAAAAAUGGACCUUUGAAGUAUAAUUGGGAAGGAUAUGAUGAACUUGUCAAGAUGGUUCAAGCACAUGGAUUGAAGCUUCAAGUUGUCAUGUCUUUUCAUCAGUGUGGUGGCAAUGUCGGAGAUUCCUGCAGUAUCCCUCUACCCCCAUGGGUACUUGAAGAAAUCAGCAAAAAUCCUGAUCUUGUGUAUACAGACAGAUCAGGCAGGAGAAAUCCUGAGUACAUUUCCUUAGGUUGUGAUCUAUUACCAGUACUCAGAGGAAGAACACCAAUUCAAGUCUACACUGAUUAUAUGCGAAGUUUUAGAGAAAGAUUCAAGAAUUACUUGGGAGAUGUUAUAGUGGAAAUACAAGUGGGAAUGGGUCCUUGUGGGGAACUAAGAUAUCCAUCUUAUCCAGAAAGCAAUGGUACUUGGAGAUUUCCUGGUAUUGGUGAAUUCCAGUGCUAUGACAAGUACAUGAAAGCUUCACUAGCAGCAUCAGCACGAGCAAUGGGAAACGAAUCGUGGGGCCGAGGUGGGCCCCACGAUUCCGGACAGUACAACCAGUUUCCAGAGGACACUGGAUUUUUCAAAAGGGAUGGAACAUGGAGCAAUGAAUAUGGACAAUUCUUCCUAGAAUGGUAUUCCGGGAAAUUAUUAGAACAUGGAGACAGAAUUCUAGGAUCAGCAGAAGGCAUAUUCAAAGGAACAGGAGCUAAAUUAUCAGGCAAAGUAGCUGGAAUUCAUUGGCAUUAUAACACAAGAUCACAUGCAGCAGAAUUAACAGCAGGGUACUAUAACACAAGAAAUAGAGAUGGUUACCUACCUAUAGCACGUAUGUUCGCGAAACAUGGGGUCGUGUUUAACUUUACGUGCAUGGAAAUGAGGGAUGGCGAGCAGCCACAACACGCGAAUUGCUCGCCAGAAGGUUUGGUUCGACAGGUGAAGAAUGCGACUAGAAUUGUCGGAGUAGAACUAGCAGGAGAAAACGCGCUAGAGAGGUAUGAUGGAGGAGGAUAUGCACAAGUUUUGAGUACAAGUAGAGCAGAAGGAGGAAAUGGAUUGAGUGCAUUUACAUACUUGAGAUUGAACAAAAGGCUGUUCGAGCCCGAGAAUUGGAGAAAUCUCGUCGAAUUUGUGAAGAACAUGUCGGAGGGAGGUAACACGCGACUUCCUGAAUGUGAUUCGAGCAGAACAGACCUAUAUGUUAGAUUUGUCAAACAGAGUCAUGACAAGAAAACUGCAGAGGCUACAGUUGUUUAAAGAUAUUCAUUUGCCCUCGGGGCUUUGGUCCAGUGGUAAGAGCGGAAUGUUUAAUAUGUCGAUUAUGCGCACGUCACGAGUUUGAACUCUACCACAGACAAAAGUCUAGUGUUUAAAUAUGGAGAAGAGUAGAAGGGAUGACUCAGUAUUCACCGAGUUUUGAACCAUCUGCCAACUAAUUUUCGGUGAUUUCUCGGUUCUAAGGAAAAUGUAGUCAUCAAUGUACAUGUAAAAUAGUCACUCCUUUAUAGUAUAGCAGAUGCAACGUGAAUAAAAGCUAAAAACUACUACAUUAUGGAGUAGUACCUAGCCCCUAAAAGUCUGAAAACUAUUUAUUAUUUCUGCAACUAUAGGACUCAAAUAAGUAUAUUCUUUUCUUUGUACAACUAUAAUAAUUUUGGCCUUUCCACAUAAUAUUGAAGUAAAAAAGCUCCUAGUGGUGUUUACCUACA
Molecule: messenger RNA, 2228 nt
Organism: Lycium ferocissimum
Lineage: Eukaryota; Viridiplantae; Streptophyta; Magnoliopsida; Solanales; Solanaceae
Product: beta-amylase 3, chloroplastic-like
Exons: 4
Coding region: 151-1776 (541 amino acids)
Biological process (GO): polysaccharide catabolic process
Molecular function (GO): beta-amylase activity
Source: RefSeq, a predicted model, not a curated record